Molecule: messenger RNA, 3087 nt
Organism: Rangifer tarandus platyrhynchus (Svalbard reindeer)
Lineage: Eukaryota; Metazoa; Chordata; Mammalia; Artiodactyla; Cervidae
Source: the annotation of a GenBank genome assembly
AUGGGGAAUGUUGGGCCUGGGAUGCUGGGCUCCAUGCUCUUUCUGAUGCUCGGGCUGCAGCCUCUACCGCUUAGCCGAGGGAGAUUCCUGCACCACCCCCCAAGCUCGAGAAGCUUCCACCUGGGCACCAGACAUCACGGAAGCACCUGGGAGAAGCUGAAAUCCUGCAAGGGUGCCUUUGACCUGUACUUCAUAGUGGACGCGUCACAGAAGGCAAAUAACAUUUGGAAGGACAUUAACAAAUUAGUGGAUGAAAUAGUGAAGAAGUACACAAACCCUAACCUGCAGAUGUCCUUCAUCACCUACUCCACACAGGGCAAAACUGUCAUGAAGCUCACCUCAGACAGACAAGAAAUAAGUCGUGGUCUUAGCCGACUUCAGAACAUAGUGCCUACAGGAGCCACAAACUUGCAGGAAGGGUUGAUAAAGGCAAAUAAACAGAUUCAACAUGCUACCUCGGGAGAGAAUAGUGCUUCCAGCCUGAUUAUCACCCUGACUGCGGGGCCACUGCUACCAAGGACGUUACAGGACACAAAGAAGGAAGCUCAACAGGCUCGGGAUAUGGGGGCCAAGGUUUACUGCUUGGGUGUAAAAGAUUAUAAGAGAGAUCAGCUACAUAAUAUUGUAGAAAGAAAGGACCAAAUGUAUGGGAUAGAUGAAUUCAAUUCUGCAGAAAAGCUUGUUGCCUCGCUUGUGAAAAAUUCGUGUAAGGAAAUGAUGGCUGCGAACACACACUUUGUCUGUUUAGGAGAAGCCUAUAAAGUAAAAUUUUCUGCAUCUGGCCUACAACAAAAAAGGAAGGAUGAAAUUGUUUGCAGAUAUCAGUUGGGCCCCAGAAAAAUCUAUGGAAAAAGACCCAUCUCUAUCAAUAAAGAAAAAUUAAUUUGCCCAGGACAUAUGUUUGACAAGGCUGGACAGGAGGUUUUCAUUGAUUACAGCCUGAACAAUGGUGUCAACUUUGUAGAUGAAGACUUGAAAAUUGCUGGCAAGGAUUGUGAGAAGAACAGGGUGGGGCUGCAAGAACCUCAGUGGAAGGGGGGAAAAGUGGAGGAACAUAAAACCUGGGAAGAGAAGGUUAAGCCUUCAGAACCCACUGUAGUAUCAACAGUGAUCACACUGCCUACAGUUAUCAUGAUAAGGACCAUAGUGCCUACUGUUGUCUUGACAACCACAGUACCUACUGUUGCCACAAUGACAAGCACAGUACCUACCACUAUCACAAGGAUGACCACAGCGAGUACUUUUGUCCCAGAGGAAGAGACAACAGUUCCUGAGGUGGUCCCAGAAGAUGAGACUGCAUUUCCUGAAGUAGCCCCAGAAGAUGAGACUGCAUUUCCUGAAGUAGCCCCAGAAGAGGAGACCACAUUUCCUCAGGUGGUCCCAGAAGAGGAGACAUUUCCUCAGGUGGUCCCAGAAGAUGAGACCACGUUUCCUCAGGUGGUCCCAGAAGAGGAGACAUUUCCUCAGGUGGUCCCAGAAGAUGAGACCACAUUUCCUCAGGUGGUCCCAGAAGAUGAGACCACGUUUCCUCAGGUGGUCCCAGAAGAUGAGACCACGUUUCCUCAGGUGGUCCCAGAAGAGGAGACAUUUCCUCAGGUGGUCCCAGAAGAUGAGACCACAUUUCCUCAGGUGGUCCCAGAAGAUGAGACCACAUUUCCUCAGGUGGUCCCGGAAGAGGAGAAUACAUUUCCUCAGGUGGUUCCAGAAGAUGAGACCACAUUUCCUGAGGGGUUCCCAGAAGAGGAGACCACAUUUCCUCGGAGGUUCCCAGGAAAUGAGACCACAUUUCCUCAGGUGUUCCGAGAAAAUGAGGCCACAUUUCCAGAGGUGUCUCCAGAAGAUGAGACCACAUUUCCUGAGGUGAUCCCAGAAGAGGAGGCCACAUAUCCUGAGGUGUUCCCAGAAGAGGAGAUCAUAUUUCCCGAGGCGUUCCCAAAGACGGAGACCACAGUGCCCACCGCUGUCGCAGAGGAGACCACAGAACCCACGGUUCCCACGGUUGUGCCAGAGGAGGAGACCACCUUGUCAAACAUUGCCCCAGAAGAGGAGACCACAGAACCCACGGUUGUGCCAGAGGAGGAGACCACCUUGUCUAACAUUUCCCCAGAAGAGGAGACCAUGGUGCCCACCACUGUCACAGAGGAGACCACAGCACCCGCGGUUGUGCCAGAGGAGGAGACCACCAUGCCUAACAUUUCCCCAAAAGAGGAGACCAUGGUGCCUACCAUUGUCACAGAGGAGACCACAGAACCCACGGUUGUGCCAGAGGAGGAGACCACCUUGUCUAACAUUUCCCCAGAAGAGGAGACCAUGGUGCCCACCACUAUCACAGAGGAGACCACAGCACCCGCGGUUGUGCCAGAGGAGGAGACCACCAUGUCUAACAUUUCCCCAGAAGAGGAGACCACAGUGCCCACCACUGUCACAGAGGAGACCACAGCACCCAUGGUUGUGCCAGAGGAGGAGACCACCAUACCAGAGUUUUUCCCAGAAGGGGAGAUAAUAAUACGUGGGACUGUCCCAGGGAAGAUUAGCUUAAUGCCCAAGGUUGUCAGCCGUAACCUGCUUUACAGUAAUCCUCUCUGGGUCCCUGUGCUCAUCUCAGCCUUGUUCCUGUCCCUGUUCCUGUCACUGCUUGUCUGCAUCUGCUGUCACAAGUGGAUCAUCAAGAAGCCAUCACCAGCCCAGAAACCAGAAAAGAAGCCAUGCCCCGAGCAGGGAUAUACCACAGUGAUUAUCCCUUGCUGUGAAUGCCAAGAAGACAGGAUGAGACAGAUGGAGGGAAAGCUGGAUGUUUUUUAUAACUUUCUUCAGCGCUGCAGCCUGGUGCCAUUGAUGCAGUGUACAACCAGGGACAUGGGAAGCUGCAUCAACUUCACCUUAGUGAAUCCCCACUGUGCACAAAUGCUCUGCGGAUCAAACAUCUGCCUUCAACCCAGCCAGGAGUGCUUCCCCCUCAAUAUCAACUCCUCAGAUCAUCAAUAUCCCCCACCCAUAUGCCCUCAGCCACCCUCCAGGAUGCUACCGCUAAUCCCUCCCACUGCCCGGAAGCUUUGCAGAAGUAGUAUGUCACUCCCACCUCCAUAA